Molecule: messenger RNA, 1062 nt
Organism: Ectocarpus sp. CCAP 1310/34
Lineage: Eukaryota; Phaeophyceae; Ectocarpales; Ectocarpaceae
Source: the annotation of a GenBank genome assembly
AUGUCCGUGGGCGCUCACCAGUUGGGCUCCCAGGACGUGCAAGUCGCCCCCUGGUUCGAGAAGAUGUGGCUGGCUUGCGACGGCCUCUCCGACGGCGUGACGGGAAUGGAGAAGAACGACGUGGGUUGUUUCAGGGGAUUGCUUUCCGCCGCAAUAGACAGUGCCCUCGCCGGCGCCGUCACGGCCUCGGAGAAGGGGGAUGCAGAGCCAACGCAGGGAGGAGAGGGGCAGGUGGCGAAGGGAGGCAGAGAUUGCCACCGCCACCCCCGUCGCCGCGUCUCAGAAGAAGACGGAGCUCUUUUCCCUGUACCAUCUCGAGGAGGAGAGGGGAAUGGCCGAGCUAUUGGUCAAGACGGCCACCGAGGACUCUGGAAAGGAGACGCUGCUCGCCAUCGGCAGAAGGUCCGGGAGAACCGGGAGGCCAAGGACGGCAAGUGGCAGAAGAAGCUCGACGGCGUGGAGGCCAGGCUUCUCGGUCGCGUGGAAGACGAGCUUGGUGACACGCCUGCCACCAUCGCCUCCGUUCGCGCAGACGUCCUCCAGCUGACAAAGCAAGCUGCCGACAUGCCUACUGCCAUGGAGAAGGCGGUGAUGGACGAGAUAUUCCGCUCCGGCACCGAGCAGCUGGAGAUGGGGCAGGCCAAGCUUCGUGAGGAGAUGGCCAGAUUACAGCAGGAGACCGAGGAGGCUAUGGGGGACCUCACGGCCAAGCUGAACAACGUCAAGGAGAACACCGACGCCCUCGGAUCUGGCCUCCUGACGGUUCAGAAUGUCGUCAUGAUUUGUACUGGGCGCAGGAUCACGGGAGUCCUAUACAAGAUGGACGAGGGAGCGGAGGGUUCCACCAGGGUGUGGGGCGAGGGACCCAAGCUAGGCCCACACUUCGCCCAUUGGAAGGCCACCAAGAAGAAACUCAAGGGAGACAUCGGGGACGACGACGACGACGAGGAGAAGGAGGCGGGCUGCAACCUCUCGGGGCCGCCCCAGCAGGAGGCGGCCGACAAUCCCUCAGGACCGUCGCAGCAGGAGGCAGGGCUCCUCCACCGGCACCUGGAGCGGUAG